GGGGUUGGUGGGGCCUGGUUGCCUUGGAGACGCGGCCUGGUUGCGGCUGCGGGAUCGUUAGCGUUUGUUUGUCCCAGUCCCCGUGCUCUCUCCCUCCCUCCCUCCCCGCCGCUGGCCGUGCGGUCAACCAUGUUCAUCUAUUUGAGCAAGAAGAUUGCUAUUCCUAAUAAUAAUCAGUUGAGAUGUGUUUCAUGGAAUAAAGACCAAGGAUUUAUUGCAUGUGGAGGGGAAGACGGCCUUUUAAAAGUGCUGAAACUUGAAACACAAACAGAUGAUACGAGAUUAAAGGGACUGGCUGCACCCAGUAACCUUUCCAUGAAUCAAACACUGGAAGGACACAGCGGUGCUGUACAAGUGGUGACUUGGAAUGAACAGUACCAGAAGUUGACAACUAGUGACCAGAAUGGUCUCAUUAUUGUGUGGAUGUUGUACAAAGGGUCUUGGUAUGAGGAAAUGAUUAAUAACAGAAACAAAUCUGUGGUUCGCAGUAUGAGCUGGAAUGCUGAUGGACAGAAAAUCUGUAUUGUGUAUGAAGAUGGUGCUGUCAUUGUGGGUUCAGUGGAUGGUAAUCGUAUUUGGGGUAAGGAAUUGAAGGGCCUCCAAUUAACUCAAGUUGCAUGGUCACCAGACAGCAAGAUUCUUAUAUUUGGCAUGGCAAAUGGAGAAAUACACAUAUAUGAUAGCCAAGGAAAUUUUAUUGUAAAGCUGGUGCUGCAGUGUCUUGCCAAUGUGACUGGUGCAGUCAGCAUUGUUGGUAUCCAUUGGUACUCAGGAACUGAGGGAUAUGUUGAACCAGACUGUCCCUGCUUAGCUAUCUGCUUAGACAAUGGUCGAUGUCAAAUAAUGCGUCAUGAGCAUGAUGAAAAUGCUGUCUUGAUUGAUACUGGUAUAAAUGUGGUUGGCAUUCAGUGGAACUACUGUGGUAGUGUAUUGGCUGUUGCUGGUUCCCAAGUAUCAGUUGGACAGGACAAGCAGAUCAAUGUUGUGCAAUUCUACACUCCAUUUGGUGAGCAUUUGCGCACAUUAAAAGUGUCUGGCAAGCAGAUGUAUGCAGUGUCAUGGGAAGGAGGAGGGCUGAGAAUUGCACUUGCUGUUGAUUCUUUUAUUUAUUUUGCCAACAUCAGACCGGAUUACAAGUGGGGUUAUUGCUCUAACACAGUAGUGUAUGCAUAUACCAGACCAGAUCGACUGGAAUACUGUGUAGUCUUUUGGGACACCAAGAACAAUGAAAAGUAUGUAAAGUACGUAAGGAGUCUGAUUUCAAUAACUACAUGCGGAGACUUUUGCAUUUUAGCAACCAAAGCUGAUGACAGUUCUCCGCAGGAUGAGAGUGAGAUGGAGUCUAUAGUUGCUAUGUAUGUUCUAGUAUUGUGUAAUUCCAUUGGAACACCCUUGGAUUCAAAAUAUAUUGACAUUGAUCCACUGUUUAUAGCUAUGACAAAAACACAUGUAAUUGUGGCCUCUAAGGAAGCAUUUUACAUCUGGCAAUAUCGUGUCGCCAAGAAACUCACAGCAAUGGAAAUCAACCAGGUCGCACGAACAAGGAAGGAGGGGCGGGAAAGAAUUUAUCACGUUGAUGAUGAAUCAUCAGUUGCAGGAGACAGUACUGUGGAUUUCAGCAAAACUUUGUCGACAACAAAGGAUGCUAUCUGCUGUAUCACUGCUUCUGACAAAAUAUUGAUUGUGGGUCGUGAAUCAGGGAAAAUUCAGAAAUAUAGUUUACCAAAUAUUAGUCUGUUACAAAAGUAUUUGUUCAACUACAGAAGUUACCAAUUAUCACUGAAUUGUAAUUCCAGCCGCCUUGCCAUCAUUGAUAUUGCAGGUGUUCUGACAUUUUUUGACCUUGAGACAAGAACAGUGGACAGUACAGGGCAGCAAGUAGUGGGCGAACAGCUAAAAUUUGAGCGUAAAGAUGUGUGGGAUAUGAAGUGGGCAAAUGACAACCCAGAUUUGUUUGCUAUGAUGGAGAAGACCAGAAUGUAUGUGUUUCGAAACUUGGAUCCUGAGGAACCAAUUCAAACAUCUGGGUAUAUAUGCAGUUUUGAAAAUUUGGAAAUCAAAUCUGUACUUUUGGAUGAAAUUUUGAAGGAGCCAAGCCAGCCCAACAAGGACUACAUCAUUAAUUUUGAAAUUCGUUCUCUACGUGAUAGCCGAAGCCUUAUAGAAACUGUUGGAAUUGAAGAUGCCUGUGCGUUCAUUGAAGAAAACCCUCACCCAAGACUUUGGCGCUUACUUGCAGAAGCUGCUCUACAGAGACUUGACCUUAAAACAGCAGAACAGGCAUUUGUCCGUUGUAAGGAUUACCAGGGGAUUGAGUUUGUAAAACGUCUAGGAAAUCUUCAAAGUGAAUCCAUGAAACAAGCGGAAGUUGCAGCAUAUUUUGGAAGAUUUGAGGAAGCUGAGAGAAUGUAUCUAAACAUGGAUAGAAGAGAUCUGGCUAUUGAUCUAAGGAUCAAGUUGGGAGAUUGGUUUCGAGUUUUGCAAUUGUUAAAAACUGGUUCCGGUGAUGCUGAUGAUGCUCUACUUGAGCAAGCCUAUAAUGCCAUUGGAGACUAUUUUGCCGAUCGUCAAAAGUGGAUGAAUGCUGUUCAGUACUAUGUUCAAGGCCGGAAUCAGGAGCGGCUGGCAGAGUGUUAUUACAUGCUUGAGGAUUAUGAAGGUUUGGAAAAACUGGCAAAUGCCCUACCAGAAAAUAACAAACUGCUUCCUGAUAUAGCCCACAUGUUUGUUACUGUGGGUAUGUGUGAGCAAGCUGUAGCUGCAUUCCUCAAAUGUAACCAAGCUAAAGCUGCAGUUGAGACCUGUAUACAUCUGAAUCAGUGGAAUAAAGCUGUUGAAUUGGCCAAGAAUCACAAUAUGAAAGAAAUUGGAUCCCUUUUGGCUAAGUAUGCAUCUCAUCUGUUGGAGAAGAAUAAAACUUUGGAAGCAAUUGAACUUUACCGAAAGGCCCAUCAUUUCCUUGAUGCUGCAAAGCUCAUGUUUAAGAUUGCUGAAGAAGAAGCAAAAAAGAGAACCAAGCCCUUACGUGUUAAGAAACUUUACGUGCUGGCAGCACUGCUUGUGGAAGAUUAUCAUGAGCAGAUAAAGAACACUCAGAGAGCAAAAUUGAAAGGCAGACGAUCAGAGGCUACAACAGCUCUAGCUGGGUUACUUGAAGAAGAUGCUUCUUUGUCAGAUAAUCGUAUUAUUGACAAUGCUUGGCGUGGGGCUGAGGCAUAUCACUUCUUCCUGCUUGCACAGCGUCAGCUUUACGAAGGCUACGUAGAUGCUGCAAUGAAAACUGCACUUCAUCUGCGGGACUAUGAAGACAUAAUUCCCUCAGUGGAGAUUUACUCUUUAUUGGCCCUCGCUGCCUGUGCAAAUCGGGCUUUUGGGACGUGUUCAAAAGCUUUUAUCAAGCUUGAAUCUUUAGACAUGCUGACUUCAGAACAGAGGCAACAAUAUGAAGACCUUGCCCUUGAGAUCUUCAUCAAGCACAGUCCUAAAGAUGGCAAGAAAUCCGAUUUGGACAGUCUCCCAGAAGGAGGAGAAGGGAAACUUCCAACUUGUGUUGUGACAGGUCGGCCAAUUGCAGACUACCAGUUCUGGAUGUGCGGUGUCUGUAAACAUUGUGCUCAUGAACAGGAUAUAAGCAACCAUAAUUUUUGUCCCCUGUGUCAUAAUCCUGUAGGAUAGAUCAGCAAAGACUAAAGUAAACUUUAUUUUAAAAAGCAGUAUUGGUUUAGAAAUGCCUGCUCAGAUUUAUUAUGGCAUUCAUAUAGUUGUUUGAAGAAUUGUCUGUAUUUUUGUAAUUUUCAGCCCCCUCCAAAGUCUCAUUGAACUAAUAUCACAAGGGAUGUUUGCAUUAUUUUCCAUUUCAGAAACAUACAGAUAUCAAAUAUUCCCAGUCAUUCAAAGUGUACUUAAGCAACAUGAAAUUUCUUUUACACCAGAGUGAAAGAUGGCUGAUAUACGUAUUAACUAGCAUCAAAUUUAUACUUUUUUAUUGAUAUGCAUCCAAUUCGCUUUCACCAAGAAUAUUAAUAACUUGCAGAUAGGAGAUGUUCAUCUUGUUAGUCUGGUUUGAAUUAAAGUCUAACUCUGAGAUAAAAACCAAAUGUAAUUUGUCUUUGUUUUAUAUUGCUGCAGCAUCUCUACAUCUCUGUUCCCCCAUUCAAAUUUUAUAGCUUGAAAAGGCUUUUCAUAUUGAUCCCUAUCUGGCUUCCUAAAGUCUAAGUUCUGUAAACUACAGUGUAUCUCAUACAUGAUUGGUUUAGUCGUCAUCCCCAGACGUGGUGAGUCACAAAGCUCCAGCAAAGAUCUUCUGCCACCAAGUAAUCCUGGAAAGCCUUUUCUCUUCAUCUUUACUUUUUUUCUUUAUCAUCAAAUACAUUAUGAAAUCUCUAUCUUGCUUCUUUAUCUUCAUUAAGAAUUAUUGCCUGUGUUGUCACAAACUAUGUAAAUCUUGAAGUUAUCUGCUGCUUCCCUCCUCUUAGCUAUCAACUCAGUUCUGACUCGUUUCUUUCCUAUUACCUCAACAACAGUGCUGCUUCAACUGCAGGCCAACCAACUUCUAGAGUCUCAUACGAACAUUGAUGACUGCCUUCUCUCAUUCACUUGCUCCCUUUCAAAAUCAUCAACAUCACACCUACUAAAGAUAAAACUCACGCACCUGAGUUCAUUGCUCCCUCAUGUUCAACCUUCCUUUUCUCUCACAUUGUUGAGCACAUUACCCAAAGCCAUGCCUAUCAUUUCCACAGAUCCAGGUUUGAAUGGCUCUAAGCAGGUUUAAGCAUCAUUUAUAGCCCAUUAUAAUUGCUAUAACCAAAAAUCACACAACUGUGACUACCUAUGUCUGAAAGAAUUAUAAAAUUUUACAGAAAGAGGUUAUUUAGUGCCUUUGCUGACUCUUAGACAAAACCAUGUAAUUCCCAUCAGUGUCUGCCCAAACUAUGCUUUAAAAAUAUAGGAAAUUAGAUGGAGUGCUCCAAAUUCUACUGUUUGUAAAAAAAAAAAAAUCUUCACCCAUCUCUAUAUUUUCUUUGGAAAUGAUUUGAAAGCAAUGACCUGUGAUCAUUGACUGCUCACAAGGGAAUAGUUUUACUCCAGCUACUCUACCUUGAAACCUCUAGGUAACAUCUGUUCCAAGUUAACAGUCUGAUCUUUCCCAGCAUAUCCUCAUAAUUCAACUCACUUUUCUGUGGUAGCAUUGUGAUAAAUCUUUUCUGUAUCCUUUUUAUAGAGUCACUGAAAGACAAGAGGUGUUCAGCUCAAUGACUUUGUGCCUCUCAGUAGAGUAAUCAAAUCAGUCCCAUUUCCUCACCUAUCUCCUUUCUCAGGCCUUUACAUCUUUUCUGAAAGGCAUGCCCAGAAUUGUCCACAAUACUCUGAUUAAGACUGAAAACAGAUUUAUAAAAUCAUGGAUGCUUUGCUUUUAUAUUCUACCCAAGUAGCCAUGAACUUUUAAACAUCUUAUCAACUUGCUGUGCCACUUUUAAGGAUUUACAUUUAUGUACACCAGCUUGUCUCUUCAUUUACAGUUUUUAAAAUCCUGACAUUUUAUUGUUACUAUCUUUCUGUAUUAGUCCAAAGUGAAUUACUUGGUAAUUUUCCACGUUGAACACCAUCAGCUAUACUUUAAUCCAUUUCAGUACUGUAAUCAUGAAGCCUGUAAUCAUGUGUCAUCACCGACUCCUUAGCCAAGUUUUAUAUCAUCUGCAAAACUUGUAACAUUGUUCCCUGCACUCAAGUUUAGGCCAUUUACAAAAAUUGCAAAACAUAAUAAACCCAAAAGUGCCCUUUGGAGAACACCAGUCAUUGCAAACAUGCAUCCACUACCCCCAUCCUUUGUUCUCACUGGGUCAAUUUCUUAUCCAAAUCGCUGAUUUUCCUUUAACAGCUUGGGCUCCUGGCUUCUUAAUAAGCUUCCUGUAUGAAACUUUAAGGCAUUCAGCAAAGCUAUUUUGUACAUAUUCUGCACUAUGAAUGUCUUUUGUUACCCCAUCAAGUUAAUAAGGCAUGUUUUGCCUUGAACAAAACCAUGUUGGUUCUCCUUGAUUAAUUUACGUCUUUCCAACUAAAAUUAUAUUUGUCCCUCUAAGUUUUUCAAUAAUGUCCUUAAUUAGAUUUAUUAGUCAGUCAUUUCCUGGUUUAUCCUUCUCUUUUACUUGAACCGAAUACUGGUAAAUGUUAGCAAUCCUCAGGAACUCUAUACUUUUAUCUCUAUUACGUUGCCCACAUCCUCACAUAACUCAGCUCAUUCUACAGCUGAAAUUUUCACCUCAGCCUUUCGAGAAGGCAUCAGAAAAAAUGCUGUAAAUUUUAGUCAUUUUAAAACUUUAAUUUCUGUGUCAUCUCAAUUGGUAUCCUGGUAUAGCCCAGAACUGAGAUUCUCAAGUCUCUUUAAAUGUCCUCUCCUCCUUUUAGGGCCCAUCUUCAAUCCACUACCUUUUGACUUGGGCCCAUAUUUUACACAUUUCUCCACAUUAAAAGAUGCAACAUAAAACAAUAGCAUUUUAUAACAGCAUAACAUUUGAUGAAUUUCCCUCAUAACUUUUCGAAAGAGAAUUACAUUAAUGAAUUUUGAACAAAGCUAAAACUUAUGCGCAUGACUUUUCUAUUAUAAGUAAUUUAUAGCAACUCAACUAUAGGCAGAGAAAUUGAUUAGUUGAUCAAAUUAUUCACAACAGUAGUUGGACAGAAAAAUCACAAAACUGAUUAUAUCUAGAAAUAUCCUUAUCUAUAAAUAUUAGCAGUUCACUUUAUUAGAGGGUACUUGUACAUCAUUUCAAUUGAGAUUAUUGACACUUGUUUUCUACAAAAUGGAGUAGUGAGAUCAUAAACAUUUGUGAUUUUUUUCCUCCUGUCAAUAGUCAUUGAUCAGGAGAAUGUAAAAAAAUGUGUACAUUAAGCUUUCAUUUAUCUUCUAUAAUCUGUACAAUUUAUUCUAUACAUAGCGCAGUCUGAAUCUUUAAAGUAGACAAUUUUUGUAUGAAUCAUAUUAUUUGGUACUUUGCCUUCCUUGUGUAUUUCAAUAAAACAAUGAAUUUACACUUGCAUAAAUGGAUUGUUUUUAAAUUAUUUAGAAGUGGAUCAAGGGAGAGGCUGAAUAGGCAGGGGCAAUUUUCCCUGGAGUGUC
Chiloscyllium plagiosum (whitespotted bambooshark) is the source of this 7117-nucleotide messenger RNA. It is a transcript of the gene wdr35, whose product is annotated as WD repeat domain 35. Lineage: Eukaryota; Metazoa; Chordata; Chondrichthyes; Orectolobiformes; Hemiscylliidae. The record is from RefSeq and is a predicted model, not a curated record. Gene Ontology annotation, cellular component: non-motile cilium; intraciliary transport particle A. Gene Ontology annotation, molecular function: protein binding. Gene Ontology annotation, biological process: intraciliary retrograde transport; non-motile cilium assembly; protein localization to cilium.